Messenger RNA from Bombina bombina (fire-bellied toad), 5288 nucleotides. Its product is annotated as probable ATP-dependent RNA helicase DDX60. The record is from RefSeq and is a predicted model, not a curated record. Gene Ontology annotation, cellular component: cytoplasm. The coding region runs from base 1 to 5109 and encodes 1702 amino acids. Gene Ontology annotation, molecular function: ATP binding; nucleic acid binding. The transcript is spliced from 37 exons. Lineage: Eukaryota; Metazoa; Chordata; Amphibia; Anura; Bombinatoridae.
AUGACCAGCCAAUUACAGUUUGUCCAGAAUUUUGAGAAGGAUAGCUGCUAUGUGAGUUUGCUAAAUGAUUAUGUUGAAUCUGAAUUCUUUUUGAUUGAUGGAGAUUCCUUGAUGCUGAAUUGCGCUACUGACACUUCAUUGAAGCCAAGACAGAAUCUGCAUUUCUUUUUCUUGAUAGAGCGUUUUCUACUUAAUUUAAAAAACAAAGGAGCAAAAUUUUCAGUUGUCUUCUUUGAGGAGAUUGAAUAUUUUUAUCACAAAAGACCUGAUCUAAUGUCUUUACGGACUCAACUGAAACUACACCUGGAGAAAAAUACAGAUACAGACAUUUAUACUUUUUCCAACUUUUUAUCCCCAUCAUGGAAUAUGUUUCUCAGUGAUAAUUAUCCUUAUUUUUUAAUGGUAUCUGAUGAAGGAAUUAAUGUUUCUCAGACAUAUUUUUUAAAUCUGCUAAUGCUCAAUGCUCUGGGAAACAAAAUAAAUGUUGUCCUCAUUGCUGGACAAGAGGUUGAUAACCUUAGAGUGUACGGAUUCCAUAUAAAGUGUGGGAGACAUCAAAGGUUAUAUAUGGAGAAGAAAACAGCACAGAUUGAGGAAGUUUCUAAAUUGUUAAUUUCAUUUGCCAAAACAUCUCAUGAAGUUUCUUUGCAGAAAUUUUCUCCACAUUUAUGUUUAAAGAGCAUGAAUACAAAGAUUGCUGAAAGCAUUGAUCUUCUGACUACCCUUUGGCAUGAAGAAUCUGACAUUAGACUCAUUUCCUGUGUUGUUUCUUGUGCUGUGGCAAUGGAACUUUAUGGAGACAUUUCAAAACUACACCAGGAAACAAGUGAUGAACAAAACCCAGGUAGCAGCUCUCAGGAGGACAUUACUUUUCUAACACUGGAUGAGGCAGCUGACCUUUGUAAAAUGUAUUGUCUGAGCAUUGCAUUCUUGCUCGUUCUGCCUCUUUCCCAAAGAGCAAAUUGUAGAAAUAUAAAAGCAACUUGGAACAGACAUGCUUUUUCUUUCCUAGUAUUGAAAGCAAGUUGUGAGAACAUUACUUUAAAGACACUGGAGAAACUUUCCAACUGGAAGAUAACUUGGACAACGAUUACUGACAUACAUGACAAUUUACUGUUGAAAAAUAUAGCUUAUUACUAUGAAAAAGAUUGCUGCACUGAACUGGAAUUGAAACUUGGCAAUGAAAUUGAGCAAAAAUAUAAAUAUUUGUGGAACACUGUGUUGCAGUUAGUUCCACAACAUAUGGGUUUACUAUCCACUGACCAUCGGACAACUUCAACACCAUUCCUGUCAAAAGAAUCAACGGUGGAUGCAAAAAAUACAGAAAUACCAUCUGCUGGUCUAAUACCGAUAGAGUCAGAAGUUGUUGAAGAGUAUGCUGGAGACAUUAUUAAAGAACUACCAUUUUUAAGCAGAAAUGAUCCAGUGGUUACUUCAUUAACGGAAAGAAAAACAUAUGAUGAGCUCCAUCACUGGCAUUCCGAACGGCCGCUCAGUGAUGACUAUGACAGGACAAAAGACAACUUUACUGGAGGCAAAAAAGAUAAAUAUGAGCUUAAAAGUUAUCAAAAGCAGCAGACUUUUCAACGUUUUUAUGGACAAUAUUUAGGAGUCAAAACCUCCAAGAAAAUUACAGUACAAAAAUAUCAACCAGAGAAGAAAUUUACAAUAGAGAAAAAUCUUGUGAAGAAAAAGGAGCUUCAAAAGACCAAAAAAGAUAAAAUCAUAGAGGAAAAUCAGAAGAGGAUUAAUAUUAAAGAGGAAAAUAAGGAAAGCGAACAAUGGAAAUCCAUGGGUCCUUCACUUGAAAAAGCGAUUAGAGAGAAUUUUGAAGCUGGGAUAAAAAGUAUGGAAGGUUUAAUUAAAACUUUUCAGAAACGUUCAGUGAAGUUUUUAGCAGAAGUAUCGGCGUUAAAAACCAGCUCUGAUGUGUGGCUUGAACACUGCAAAACUCAAAGUAGUGUUGAAGAGGAGAGAAAUAUAAAUAUAGCAGUUGAAAUAAUGAAGAGGAUACAGAUCAUUCUAAAUAAAUAUAACGAUAUGUUGCAGAAAGAGGAUCUACAGAGGAUAGCUAAAUAUCUUAGUACUCUGGGUUUUGAGAACUUGGCAUCUUUGUUGAAGUCAACAAAGGUUACUGGCACUGAAGUUGCAAAGAUGGAAGGUGAAUAUUCAGUUGGAGUUGAUGCAGCACGUUUCCAGAUGACUUAUAUGGGUCAUUUUUUAUUAAGAGAUGAAAGAACAGAUCCUGACCCACGAGUGCAACAUUUUAUACCAGAUACAUGGCAGAGGGAACUUCUUGAUGUAGUUGACAAUAAUGAGUCUGCAGUGAUAGUUGCCCCUACAUCUUCAGGGAAGACCUAUGCAUCAUAUUAUUGCAUGGAAAAAGUCCUGUCCCAAAGUGAUGAUGGCAUUGUUGUAUAUGUUGCCCCAACAAAGGCUUUGGUAAAUCAAGUGGUGACUACAGUUACCAAUCAGUUUAACAAAGAUCUUCCAGAUGGUAUGGCAGUUUGUGGUGUCUUCACAAGGGAUUACAGAACAGAUGCAUUAAACUCUCAGGUGUUGGUUACAGUGCCACAGUGUCUUGAAAUCCUACUAUUGUCUCCCCAUCGGCAACAAUGGGCAAAGAGGAUAAAGUAUAUAAUAUUUGAUGAGAUCCAUUGCUUGGGAGGAGAAAUUGGAGCAGAGGUUUGGGAACACCUUCUAGUGAUGAUUCGAUGUCCAUUUUUGGCUUUGUCUGCAACAAUCAGUAAUCCAGAACACCUUACUGCAUGGCUGCAAUCUGUAAAGCAAUAUUGGCAAAACAGGGAUGAAAUAAUAGAGAGCACUAAUUCCUUUGAGUGUACAAAGAAAAGAGGAAAAAGGCAAACUUUAAACAAGGAAAAGAAGUCUUACAGAGUUCAUUUGGUGUUAUAUGAGAAGCGAUACAAUGAUCUGGAAAAGUAUGUCUGUUCUCUGGAGAAUUCCAGUAUUAAUUUUGAACACUAUCACCCAUGCGCUGCUCUAACACUAGAACAUAUGGAGAAAUAUGGAAUUCCAAGAGAUCUCGAUUUUAGUCCUCGAGAAAGCAUACAGCUAUAUGAUACUAUGGUGACCACAUGGGCAGAUUGGCCCAACAAAGAGGAAUUGGAUCCAGAACAAUAUUUACAUUUUAAGGACAAAAUAGCGAUUACAAAAAAUGAUGCAAAACAAUAUGAAGAUGAUUUGAAGAAAGAAUUAAUUAACUGGAUUAAGAAUGGGAACAAGGAAAAGGUAUCCAAAGUGCUUAUAAGUGUUCGACCCGCUGAACCUCAUGAUGAUCAAGACUCUUGUCUAUCCCAAUUCCCAUUGUUUGUGGAAAAACUGAGAGAAGAAGAUAAACUGCCGGCUCUUUUUUUUGCCUUUAAUAUUGGACUUGUCGAAGAUCUAACAAUUAAUUUAAGAACAUUCCUGCUGAGGAAACAGAAAAUGAAGCAAAAAAAAAUGACUGAAAAACAAGUUCAGAAACUUACAAUUCAAGAAAAGAAGUUAGAAAAAUCUCUCAAAAAAGGACCAAGACAUUCAAGAACAGUUGAUUCACUUGUGACUGAGGCGGCCAAUUAUAAUGCGAUAAGAAAAAAACUUCAGAAGAACUGUGAAAUACCUCCUGACUGUACUUAUGCAGAUAAGCGAGCUGCAAAUGAGGAGACAUUAAGAGACAUUUUUUUUGCAACAAGAAGAGGAAGAUAUGCUGCCAUUCUACGAGCUCUUGCACUUAGAGGCAUUGGCUUUCACCAUGGAUCUGUGGAUGCAAAAGGAAGACAGCUUGUUGAAAUAUUAUUCAGGAUGGGAUACAUAAGAGUUAUAACAGCUACAGGAACACUGGCUCUUGGAAUCAACAUGCCAUGUAAAUCAGUGGUUUUUGUUGAUGAUUCGGUUUACCUUGAUGCACUCAACUACAGACAAAUGUCUGGACGUGCUGGAAGACGUGGUGAAGAUGUAAAGGGAAAUGUUUUCUUUUUCAACAUUCCCUUGCCUAAAGUUAAAAAGCUUCUGAAAUCUAAUGUCCCCCAGCUAAAGGGUCAGUUUCCAUUAAGCAUAACUUUGGUCCUAAGACUUAUGCUUUUGGCAGAAAAAGCAGACUACAUAAUGGAUGCCAGAGCUAAGGCUCUAUCGGUCUUGAAGCACUCUCUGAUGUCAUUUAAACAACCACUUGAAAUUCACAUGCUGAAGCUAUACUUUCUAUUUUCAUUACACUUCUUAAUACAUGAGGGGUAUCUCGACCAAAAAUGCAGUCCUAUGGGAUUUACCGGAUUGGUUACUCAUUUACAUUACCAUGAACCUGCAAAUUUUGUCUUUGUCAGUUUUCUCGAAAAGGGUCUGUUUCAUCAGUUGUGCCAGCCAGAAAGCAAAGACCAAAUACAUUUCUCAAAUUCUGUUAUGGAAAGUCUAGUGCUGGUGUUGUCAAACCUGUUUGGAAGAAGAUAUCAUGCACCAUCUAAGUUGAAAAGUAAAGGCACAUUUUCCCAGUCAAAGGUUUUCCUUGACAACCUUCCAGAUGACUUUGCAGCUGUCCUUAAAGAAUAUAACAAAAAAAUUUCAAGAAUAUUUGGAAAUUGCCUUCUUACAGUUUCUAAACUUGCAGAUAUGGAACAGGAAUGCAUACUCCCCCUGUCAAAAAUCAGUUUCUCAGGUGAAAAGCUUACGGAUUCAGAACUGACAAAUCAUCUGAUGUCUUGCACUGAAGGAAGAAGUGCUAUUUCUCCAUUUGCAUGUCUGUCUGGCAAUACUGAUCAGGAUUUAUUUAAUGUGGCAAUUGUUAACAGUCUUCUGUUGCAAACUGCUUACAUUAAUGAAAGAAACAUUCCUAAAAUGUAUCUGAGGAAAGUAGAUGCUUGUGGGAGGACAAUGCUGCUUAAUUCGUACGUGCUUGACUUCUUCAAACAUGGCUCCUUGCAUGCCAUUGUAAAAGAAAACGGGUUUAAUGAAGGAGAUGCCUUUGUCCUGUUGAAGGAUUUUAAGCUUGCUGUUGCUGCUAUAAGUGUGUCUUUAAAGGAAAUGUGUGAAGAUGAGAAUGACAGAGUCGUGUUGGCUUUUGAGCAGCUUCAUGAGAUGUUCAAGGAAAAACUAGAUGCCGUGGCCCGUGUAAAAUAGGCCUCAACAUUUUGUUUUUUAUACACAGCAAUGACUUUCUGCCUAUUUUGCCUAGAGAUACCAAAGACACAUUUUGGACAUUCAUGUAGACCACUGAUUUGUUUUUAUUUGCAUGAAAUAUGAAAGUAAAUUCUUAUAAUACAAUUAUACAAAAAUAAAAAUACUGAACUAUGAAAGAA